Messenger RNA from Candoia aspera, 3171 nucleotides. It is a transcript of the gene JUN, whose product is annotated as Jun proto-oncogene, AP-1 transcription factor subunit. The record is from RefSeq and is a predicted model, not a curated record. Gene Ontology annotation, molecular function: RNA polymerase II cis-regulatory region sequence-specific DNA binding; DNA-binding transcription factor activity, RNA polymerase II-specific; transcription factor binding. The transcript has a single exon. The coding region runs from base 1586 to 2530 and encodes 314 amino acids. NCBI's taxonomy places the organism in Eukaryota, Metazoa, Chordata, Lepidosauria, Squamata, Candoiidae. Gene Ontology annotation, biological process: regulation of cell population proliferation; regulation of cell cycle; regulation of transcription by RNA polymerase II. Gene Ontology annotation, cellular component: transcription regulator complex.
AGAGGUGAGAUGGAGGGGGGGAGGUUAGAACGCUACUUCGAGUCUUCGACUCCUGAUUGGCCGCGUCCCCUGGAAUCAGGCGACAUUCUUCCGGGAAAAGCAAGAACAAAACAUCACCCCCUUUCUUCGCGGGAGGGAAAGGUCGCCUCUCCCUCAACGCGCCUUGUCUUAAAGUUGGCCCUUCGGAGUACCGCGACCCCCCCCUUUCCUAUUCAGUCUUGGUAUCUCCCGAUGCAGGACACCUUCCCCUCCUCUUUGCCCGGUUCCUCCAACCCCGCCAGAGCGCUUAAGCGGGUAACCAGAUAUUCAAAAACAAUACGUCAGCCCACAAUGCCCUGCACGGAGCCCAGGCAUUACCUCAUCCCACAAUGCCUUGCGAAAAGAGGCUGAGAAACUUCUUGGGGUGGGGUGGCCAUGGAGAUGGGCGCCGUUGCAACAGGCUGGCCCAACCGCCCUCCUCCCCCUGAGAGGCGGCGGCAGCCAAUGGGAAGGCCCCGGGGUGACAUCAUGGGCUAUUUUUAGUGGGUUACUGCUCGCUGAUAAGUGUUGGGCUCCACGCUGGGAAAGAGCUCAGAGUGGGAUUGAGUGGCGGCAGGAGAAGCGACGGCGGCAGCGCUCCCGUCCGGCAAGAGAAGAACCCCAGUGGCAACAGCAGGGCCAGUUUCAGCUCCAGACGCAAGCAGGGCCCGGGGGGCUGUUGCUGAGAACUGACGCUCAGAGGCAGAGCCGGCUCUCCCUUGUUACAAAGUCGGGUCGGGGUUGCUGCUGCGGUCCCGCUGCCGGAGCGCGAAGGCUGAACUUGCCCGGGCGUCCCCUCCCUUGGAGCGCCGAGCGCCUGCCUCCUGGACCGCUUCAGCUCUUCUCUUCUGUAUCCUGAAGUUGCCGAGCGUGGGAAUCUCCUCCUCCUCCACCCCACCCCCCAGCCACACUGAAGCAAGAAGCGGGGUGAUCUACUUGUGGCAACUUUUUUUUCUUUGCUUUUCUGGCUGGGACUGAGGUGACCCGCUUUUGACAGCCGCUGCGGAAAGGAGAGGACUCAGACAAGUGGGUUUGAAACUCGGAAACGCUCCAGACCGACCCAGGACACUCCCACGGGGAGCGCGAAGGAGGGAGAACAGAAAAAGGACUCAGAAAGUUUCUGGACUCCAUCCUUGCUCGGAGCGAUAAAGAGGCCCCUGAAGGUGUCAACAGCAUAACCUCGUGGAUUCCUUGGGCUGAGAAGGGAUUCUGCAUUUGAAAAACAAGUUUUAUUUGGGUCUUCCCCCAUCCCCUCCCAAGACUCACAGUUGGGAACUGGUGUGCAUGCUGGGUCUUUGAGGUGAAACCGUGUUGAACCUGAUUUUUUUCUAGCCAAGCUGGGGGAGAAAACUGGGGACCCAAGCCAAUGCCUUGUUGCAAAAAAGUAAGACUUUAAUUGAUCACUUUUGAACUGUGUUUUCAUUGUUGAAAGAGUAUUAGUGUUAUAAGAAUUGUUCCUAUUUAAUAACUGUUACAGCUGUGAACUUCUUUAAGACAUAACAAGCCAGCUUCCUUUCCUAGGUCUGUUUUUUGGGCUAUAGGUGAACAAACUUGUGGACUGUAUUCUAUGACUGCAAAGAUGGAACCUACAUUCUAUGAUGAUGCCAUAAAUGCUACCUUUGUGCAGCCAGAAAGUGGUACUUAUGGAUAUAAUAACCCCAAGGUUCUGAAGCAGAACAUGACGCUCAAUCUGGCUGACCCUUCCAGUAACCUCAAGCCCCACUUGAGGAACAAGAAUGCUGAUAUCCUGACCUCUCCAGAUGUAGGCCUCCUCAAGCUGGCUUCUCCUGAACUAGAAAGGCUGAUCAUUCAGUCAGGCAAUGGACUGAUCACCACCACUCCAACCCCAACCCAGUUCCUCUGUCCCAAAAAUGUUACCGAUGAGCAAGAAGGCUUUGCUGAAGGCUUUGUCAGGGCACUAGCAGAGCUACACAAUCAAAACACCAUGCCAAGUGUUACCUCUGCUGCUCAACCUACGAACUCAGGCAUGGCCCCUGUCUCUUCCAUGGCUGGAAACAGUGGCUUCAGUGCCAGCUUGCACAGUGAGCCACCCGUCUAUGCUAACCUCAGUAAUUUCAAUCCUGGUGCACUCAAUACAGUGCCUUCCUACAAUGCAAAUAACCUGGGCUUUCCUUCGCAACAUCAUCUGAACCCCCAGAUGCCAGUGCAGCAUCCACGCCUCCAAGCUCUGAAGGAAGAGCCUCAGACUGUCCCAGAAAUGCCUGGAGAGACUCCUCCCCUGUCCCCUAUUGACAUGGAAUCCCAGGAAAGGAUCAAGGCAGAGAGGAAGCGCAUGAGAAACCGAAUUGCAGCCUCCAAGUGCCGGAAAAGGAAGUUGGAGCGAAUUGCCAGGUUGGAAGAAAAGGUAAAAACUUUGAAAGCCCAGAACUCAGAACUAGCGUCUACUGCCAACAUGCUGCGAGAGCAGGUUGCACAGCUGAAGCAGAAGGUCAUGAAUCACGUCAAUAGUGGAUGCCAGCUAAUGCUCACACAGCAGUUGCAAACUUUUUGAAAAGACUGAAACAUAACUUUAUGAUGGGGAGAAAUUAAGGAGAGGAAAGAGUUUGGGAGGCAGAACACUCACUUGUGGGUGGAAAGAAGAGGCUGAAAGGCAUUGAUCCUGAAGACUGCCUCCCCCGAGUCAAAUGCAUGUGUGGAGAGACUGGUGUGCCUUCUGGAUGAGGUGGUGGCAUAUCAGUUGACAGAACAGCUCAGCAAAAUAGCUGAGCUGCUCCAGCUCAGAUAAGGCAUGGAUGCCUUGUGUUUUUCUUUUUCUCUCUCUCUUUUUUUUUUUUUUAACAUUGACCAAGACUUGCAUGGACCUAACAUUAAAUGAUCAUUCAGUAUUAAAGGUUAAACUGCAGUAGAUACUGUAGAUGGCUUUCUCUUAGUACUCCUUUUUUUAAAAAACAAAAAUGGGGAGGGAGUUUUUGGGAGGCUAACAACAGAAACUGAGCUAUACUGCCUGUCUGAGUUGUGUAUGUACAUAUAUAUUUUUAUUUUAUGAAACUGAUUAAUGUCAAGUAAAACUACUUCAUGACUUUGUAAGUUAUUUUUUAUGUUCAUUUGGGUUCCACCCAGUAUUGUUUGUAAAUAAGAGAUUUUUUAGCAACUUUUGAGUUUUUUCCAUUUGUAAUAAAGUAUAUAAUUUUU